AUGCCCUCACCUACUCGCCGAUCUGACUUGAUUGACACUUCGAGAAACGAAACGGAUAUCGAGACAGCUAUGCUUCACGAGGAACAGCCGCUCUUACCUCCAGAGGAGACCUGGAAACCACCGAAAGGCUUUCUCUGGGUUCAAAUAGCCAUCAUGUCCAAUGUGUUUCUUUCAGGCUUUGACGGCACCAUCACAGCUUCAACAUAUGCCGUUAUCAGCUCGGAAUUUAAUGCGGCCAACACGGCAUCAUGGCUCACCACGUCAUAUCUUAUCACGAGCACCGCCUUUCAACCUCUUUACGGUCGGUUCUCAGAUAUCUUCGGACGACGUGCCUCCUUCUUCACGGCAACUAUCACCUUCAUGAUCGGUUGCAUUGGCUGCGGUGUGGCCAAGAACAUCGCUUUCCUAAAUCUUAUGAGAGCAUUGACAGGGAUCGGUGGUGGUGGGCUAAUGACGAUGGCUACUAUUGUCAAUUCGGACCUUAUUCCAUUCCAGCGCCGCGGAAUGUAUCAGGCCCUCCAGAACGGCAUGCAUGGGUUUGGUUCCAUCUGUGGCGCAUCCUUUGGCGGUUCCAUCGUCGACACCAUUGGAUGGCGGUGGUGCUUCUUGAUGCAAACCCCUGUCGGGCUGCUCGCACUAAUCACAGGACAUCUUGUUAUUCAUCUUCCCAGGAGGACCGAGCUUAUCGAACCGGGACAGGGCCUCCGAGCGAUCUUGCAAUGUAUUGAUCUAUCUGGCGCGUGCGUCCUUAUCCUGGGUCUCUCAAGCCAGCUGAUAGGCUUGAGCCUGGGUGGAAACGAACUGCCCUGGUCCAAUAUAUGGGUGACUGUCUCACUUGUAGCGAGUGUCAUCCUUCUGGGUGCUUUUGUGCUUAUUGAAACGAAGACGUCCGCUAUUCCACUGAUUCCUCCAAGUCUGCUGCGAGGAAUCCUGCCGAUUGCCACCCAGAUCUCAAAUGUCUGUGUCGGGAUGGCGGCGUAUGCAUUUCUCUUUACUCUUCCAUUGCUGUUCCAGGUCAUUCUCUUGGAUUCCGCUGCGACGGCUGGCGCAAGACUGGCGAUACCAUCGCUCGCGACCCCCAUCGGGGGUCUUAUCUCCGGCAUCGUCAUGUCCCGUUGGGGCAAGCUGGCCCACCUCGUUCGUGUAGGUGCCCUGCUGAUGUGCGUUGGAAACUUGCUAGUGAUGUCACUGCAGUUCAACGAUGCAGGCUGGAAGUACUUUAUUUAUGUCAUUCCCGCGAGCCUAGGUCAGGGUAUUGUAUACCCUGGCAUUCUGUUUACGUUCCUGGCUGCAUUUGAUCACGCCGAUCACGCCGUGUCAGCUUCGACGGUCUACUUGGUGCGCUCACUAGGAACCGUCUGGGGUGUGGCUAUUACGUCCACGAUUAUACAAAACACACUGCGCUCAGGCCUCGCAGAGGCCUUGAGUGGAGUACCAAACAAAUGGAAAAUUAUCGACGAUAUCCGACAUUCUGUGUCGGCCAUCCAUAACCUACCCCCGGAGAUCCAACUGGCUGCCAGGCUGGUAUACUACAGAGGCAUCCGGUUGUCCUUCCUUGCGUCGGCUUGCUUUGGAUUUGUGGCUACUAUUGCCGCAUUCUUUACCAAAGGCAAAGGCCUGCGUCGUGCGAAUGAUGCAUAA
Messenger RNA from Aspergillus alliaceus, 1641 nucleotides. Its product is annotated as MDR family MFS transporter. The transcript has 6 exons. Gene Ontology annotation, cellular component: fungal-type vacuole membrane. Gene Ontology annotation, molecular function: basic amino acid transmembrane transporter activity. NCBI's taxonomy places the organism in Eukaryota, Fungi, Ascomycota, Eurotiomycetes, Eurotiales, Aspergillaceae. Gene Ontology annotation, biological process: transmembrane transport; basic amino acid transport. The record is from RefSeq and is a predicted model, not a curated record. Bases 1 to 1641 code for a protein of 546 amino acids.